AUGAAUUAUGUGUUUGCCAAUUCAGAAUGCAGCAGUGGAUGUGAAUCUGGAUGGACUUUGUACUUAGAACACUCAUCUUCCUCUUUCUCUCAGUAUAGUGUUGCCAAGAAAGUAAAAGUCGAAGACGGAGAAGAAGAGGAGAAUGAAGACUUGUCUAUGGUUUCUGAUGCAUCGUCGGGACCUCCACAUUUUCACGAAGAAGAUGAGUUUUAUCGUGCACCGGUAGAUGCCACAUUGUCGAAGAUUAACAGGCCUAAUAUGAAGAAAGUUAAGGAAAAUCCACGUCGAAAGGUUCAGGAACAACCUUCUUUACUCGAUGAUACUGCUAGCUCGCCUAUCUUCGACUACUCCGAGAAGAAUUUUUCACUUCCAAAUGGCCAAGCUUCUGUAGAGAAUGCAUUGGAAUGCUCACAAGGCUACUCCACAACUCAGUUUGAGGGGAGAUCUACAUAUCAGGAAAAUUAUGAUUUCUUCCGGUCUUCACUGUAUGCAAAUCAACAGCAGCAAAAUCAUUUGAAUGGUCUGAAGGCAAGAGGAUUUGAUAGCAUGAAUUGA
This is a messenger RNA of Fraxinus pennsylvanica, 555 nucleotides long. Lineage: Eukaryota; Viridiplantae; Streptophyta; Magnoliopsida; Lamiales; Oleaceae. The record is from the annotation of a GenBank genome assembly.